CCCGAUCCGAGCGUGAUGCAUGGGAUGACAGAUCCCGAUCCGAGCGGGAUGGAUGGGCGACUGUCAGGAGUAGGCGAGCGUGGUACAGGGGGAGCAGGCAGAGAAAAGUCAGGGUCACAAGCCGGGUUCAGUAACUCACGGACAGCGAGGUACAGGGGAUCAGGCAGAAGGAUGGUCAGGCAAGCCAGGGGUUCAACAGGAGAUGGUCAGCAGAGGUCAGGAUCAAGCAGGGUCAGCAACGAGGCAGGAACACAGGAUACCAGGCUCAUGGGAAAGCAU
This is a messenger RNA of Staurois parvus, 279 nucleotides long. The record is from the annotation of a GenBank genome assembly. Lineage: Eukaryota; Metazoa; Chordata; Amphibia; Anura; Ranidae.